ACUUACCAAACAUAUGCAUAAAAUACCCUAUUCAAGAGUCUCGCAUAACAAAUUGAAGUUUAUACCUUUAAGACUUCCUUGUUCAAUGACAUCGGGAUAUAUACGGGUAUAAAUACAGAUAUCAGGUAUUCAAAGUACUGUUCGAUAAGUUAAAUAGAAGUAGUGCACGCGGACGUUGUAGUUAUAUAUUGAGGGUUUAACUGAUUUUGAAGUUUAUGCUGAUAAGAAAACAGAUGUUAAAAAAAAGAUCGGUGUUUAAAGAAAAUUUUAUAUCACAACGUGGUUAAGUGUUUUAUUGUAGGUAGAUAUAAACCUAAGUAAAAGAGGGAUCGGUAAGUUCGGAAGCUAAUACAAAUUAUGACGUAAUGGGAUUUUAUAUGGAAUGUAGGUAAACUUUCAUUGCAUGGACAAGUUUUUCAACAUUGACGGAGCAGCGAAGUGAUAAAUGCUUUAAAAAGCAUUAAAACAUUUGUUUUUAAUUGAAGACAAUUGAUAUUAAUAUAUAGAAUUGACAAAAUGUCUGACGGAAGUCUUCAACGGAUGUCAGCUAGGAACAAAAAGUUCUGCGAAGGUUGGCUCGAACACAAGGCUCAUAGACCGACUGGCUACAGGUAUGAAAGGUUAUUUGGGCUAUUGGAGGGCAAUGUCAUGUACAUAUUUAGUACUGAUGCACCAUCACAAGAAACACAAAUUGGCAACUUGACUAUUGACAGCAACACUGAAUUCAUCAAAGGAAAGGGACAUCCCUCUAAAGGCUACAAAUUUGAUCUAAAUACGGGUACAAGACUAAAUAGAUUUAAGACAAAGAAAUCGACAGAGCGUGAAUUGUGGCGGGGGUAUGUUAUUGGUAUAUCAAAGGGAGACGUUCCAAAUGAUCUUGAUCUUUUAGAUUCUGAGGUAAAGGAAAUAAAACAGAACGUAGCUGCAUUCCAUGGCUCUGAAGUAGUAGAUUAUGAUCCUAAAAGAUCGUCAAUAGCGUCAGGCGUUUCACAACGCUCGCAAGUGUCAAGAGGUAAAGACUCGGGUGUUGUUUCACUAGGCGGCAUGAGCAGACAGUCAGGAAGUUCUAGCGAUGAUUCAAGGUCAAGGAGAUCCGUCGCUUCAACUGUGUCAGGAACUGUGGACCAUGGUGGACCAACCGUGGUACAUAAAUUUUACAAUGAUCACAAUAGGGACCAAAAACCACCCAGUUGGUUCAUUCCACAUUGCUCAAGAGAAAUGGCGGAAAAAGUUCUGGAGAGAGCAGUCACUGAAAACUAUGGAAACACGUUGAUGCGAGAAAGUACUUCAUACUUGAGUAACGGAAGUUACGUUAUAUCUAAAAUAAAUGUCAACAAGAGAGAUGGAAGAGUUGAGUUUGAACAUUUCGAAGUAAUUCGAACAUCUCAAGGUUACAAGGUUAACGUACAAAAUCACCAUCAACCAAUGAAAUGUCUUCAAGAUGUGAUGGAUUACUUUGUGGGUACAUCUGGAGGUAGCACGCGGCCUCUUGAAGUAAAUGACCCAACAUUUCUAGCACAGGACACUCCUGGAUAUUCAACACAGAUACAUUUUAAAAGACCAGAAUCGUGGAAAUGGCCGCCACAAGAUUCGAGGGAGGAGCCAGUACCAGACGGACGUCAUCACCAAUAUUAUGACAACCAUCCGUCAUCCCCACCCCCGGACGACAACAGAUUCCGAAAUAUUGAAGGGUCUCAAACUGUAUCUGCGGGUAUAUUAAGGAACCAACGCCCUCUACCUUCCCCUGGGGCAAAUGAGAGAAAAUCAGUUGGAUGGUCUUCUGUGAUCAAUACCCCACCACCUAUUCCUGGUCAUUCUAAAACCUUUGCUGGUUCCCGUACUAGACAAGCACCUGUACCAUCUAUGACGGAGCUUACGCAGAGAAGCCAUGAAGCAGAUCAAAUUGAGAAAUUUGACACUAUGUUAAGUGGCUUUGAAAGUGGGUUUGAGCGAAAUUCAGUGUAUGUUAACUCAUCUUCAAGCAAGAAAGGAGUGACGUCACCAGUCUGUCCUAUACCGCCGCCGCCACCUCCUACCGCGCAUCAAGUUCCAGCGCCGCCCCGUUCAUAUGUAAAUGUAAAUCCUGCUUCAGGACAUGUAGAUCCAGCUUUAGAUGCUUUGCCUGUAGCUCCCCCAGCGCCUCGAGAUCCAAUUGUGUCAUCACCAUCUUCUGCCAGCACAAGGAAUUCAAUACCCAAGGCAUCAUCCACGGGCUUAAGUGCUUUAUCACACACAUCAUCUCCUUCCGUUAAUCUUAGAAAUAGUUCUUCCGUUGCCUCAAAUCAUACAAGUGCCACUCAAAACAGACCAACGGUGUCAAAAUCACUUAGUGAAAACCAACUUAGAUCUAUGCGAUCUCCUGAUUCGCCGAAAAAUUUCCCCACGUGGGGAACACCAAAACAGAGUGUAUCUUUACAAAAUCAGACUAAAAGACCGGAAAGUGUAGCCGGUGUUAGUGUUAGUGUAAAAGAAGAACCUGUUGCAGGCAUUGAUGAUUCGACACAAGGUGGCGUUUCUACUCUUAGAAAUAGAUUCGAAUCGUCUUCCUCAAAUUCACCAGCACAGCAUAAAGCGGGCCGGUCUAGAAGCUCUCUUCCACCCAGAUGGUCGGUGUCCAGUCAGCUCUCAGAGACGCUUGGUGAACUGGAUGACCUCUACGAGUACCUGUCAGAAGACGGUGUCGAUGUUACUAAUACAAACAUUCAAGCUACUAACACAAAUAACAGCAGACAUUUACAAAAUUCCCAAUCAAUGAUUAUUAACUCUAACACUAAUAAUCAGUCACUUUUAACAGUUGGUAGAGCACAAUCUUUUACAAACGCGCCCAGUCAGCCAACUUCCGACAGACGACAGAGACUUCCGGUGCAGGAAGACGAUUUAUAUGAUGACACCGUAAUCGAGCAGCAGCAGGAAUCGGCUGAAAGAAAGGUCCAGUUUCAACAAAAGAGACAAAGCUCGGUGCAAACACCAGCACAAUGCGGCAGAAAUGACAUGCGCCGAAAAACAGAGCCUACCUUAUCAAUUUCUAAAACCGAAUUUGAAGAGAAACCAAUAGGAAGACUCAAUCAAAGUUUCAAAAAUAAACUAGAAGGUCUUUUUGGUGGGAGUCCUGCACCAGCUGCACAAAGACCAGUUUCAAAUAAAGGGAUUAGGGAGUUACCGGCAACGCCUAUUAAUAGACAACUGUCAGAGGAUCACGAAUACCAAGAGUUGCCGGAAAUUAUACCCGACGCCGUUACCUACGUUAAUGACAAAUUUAAUGUUGAUUGAGCUACAUAUGACACUUUUGAUUGACUUAACAUAAACUUAGUAAGCAAUUUCAGUUCUGUUGCCAAACGCUUGACUAUAUCAUUCAACAUUUAAGACAAUGUCCAAACAGAGCGUAUCGUAAUGCCUGCUAACUCCGUGUUACAGACUAAAAGUACCUGCUUACUCCGUGUUACGGACAAAAAUGUUUGUGUACUCCGUGUUACGUCAAACUUUGUCAGUAUUCUCCGAGUUACGUUUCUUUGAACUAUAAGAGAAGUUAAAGUUUUAUAUACUUCAAAUUACAGCUGUCUGGUGCGCUAUUAUAAGUUAUAAAUGUAAAUUUACUCAAAGAUAUGCUUUAAUUAGUGCUAGUGAACAUUGAAUAAUGUGCGAUAGGCCAGUAUUAAGGUUUAUUCGACUUUAGAUAGAAAGUGCUUUCAUAUAAAAAAGAUAAUUAUUUGUUGGUUGAUACAUGCAUGAAUAUUUGAAUGUAUUUUGACAGAUCAAUUUAUGAAUAUUAUGGUAAGAAAUCUGAAUCUGUAAAUCCAUCCGUUCACGAUAUUAAUGAAUUUGUACUUUGCUUAAUUGCUGGCGAAAUGUUGGGUGCAUCAAACAUAUAUAAUAUGCUUUAAUUAAAUAAAAUAUGGCCGCUCAUAUACAU
Ruditapes philippinarum (Manila clam) is the source of this 3910-nucleotide messenger RNA. Its product is annotated as serine/threonine-protein kinase pakB-like. NCBI's taxonomy places the organism in Eukaryota, Metazoa, Mollusca, Bivalvia, Venerida, Veneridae. The record is from RefSeq and is a predicted model, not a curated record. The transcript is spliced from 23 exons. The coding region runs from base 517 to 3270 and encodes 917 amino acids. Gene Ontology annotation, molecular function: signaling adaptor activity.